AUCCAAUGGGAAUUCAUAUGCAAUCCAUGAUGAUUAGUUUAUGGCCACAUUGCCAGCCAUGGGCAUAUGUCAACCUCCUAACUUUCUCCACCCUCUCCUCCCCUUGCCUUGUCUUGUUGACAUAGCAUCCCAUCCCCUUCCUCCUCCUCCUCCUUCCUCUUCCUCUCUGUGGUGGAGGUGGUGGUUCUGCUGCUGCUGCUGUGGUGUCUUCCUGUCCGUCUGUCAUUAGCAUCACAUCAUAUCCUUCACAGGCAGCAAAGCACAGCACAGAGCGGCAGUCGCAGCUGCAGCGCCAUCCCUUCCCUUCUCCUCAAGCAUCACCAGCUAUACUACCUUUCCUUUCUUUGUCAAUCCUUCUCCCUCCGAUCCAUCGAGGGUCGGGCGCGCCAUGGGCGGCAGCGGCUUCGGCGUCCAAGAAGAGGAGGCAGGAACGCCGCCGCCGGCCAUGGUGGUGCCGCCGGUGCUGGUGAAGGGAAAGCGAAGCAAGAGGCAGCGGGUGCACGCGCCGCCGGUCGUGGCGGCGCCGGCGCCCGAGUGGUCGUCGUCCGCGGCGUCGGCUGCCACGGCGCCAGCCGGGGGAGGCGGGGAGGACUCGGUCGUGUCGGGGUCAGGGACUACCACCACCACCACGUCGCCGUCCGUCGCCGCGGACGAGGCCGCGUCCGCGUCCGCGUCCGCCGGGUGCUGCGGCGGUCUCACCGAGGAGGACGAGGCCAUGGCGCUCUGCCUCAUGCUCCUCGCGCACGGCGAGCCUGCUACGGCGAAGGACACCAAGGACGGUGGCCACGGGACGACAGCGGCGGCGGUGGCUAAGGACAAGGAGGCCAGCAGCAGGUUCAGGAGCCGCCGCCCGGCUGCUCCCGGCGACGGCGGCGCUGCUGCCUCCGGCGAGUACGUGUACGAGUGCAAGACGUGCAACAAGUGCUUCUCGUCUUUCCAGGCGCUCGGUGGCCACCGCACCAGCCACAAGAAGCCACGCCUGCUGCUUCCUCCGGUGCCGCCGCCGCCGCCAUCAUCCCAGCCGCCCCAGGAAAAGGACCACCUGGUUCUGGCCCCUGCCCCUGCAGCGGCGGAGCCAACUGAUGCGCCGUCACCGCCGCCAACGACUCCGGCCCCGGCCCCGGCGGAAGGGACCGCCGAUGCAACAGUGCUCCUCGCGAUCCCGAUUGCCACGGCGCCAAAGCAAGAACGACAGGACGCGGGCGCCGCCGUUCCCGUCGCCAUCGCCGUGGCCACGAGCAGCGGCGGCGGCGGCGGCUCCAAGCAUCAUCAACACCCGCGGGUCCACGAGUGCUCCAUCUGCGGCGCCGAGUUCGGGUCCGGGCAGGCGCUGGGCGGCCACAUGCGGCGGCACCGCCCGCUGGUGCCGGCGGCCGCGCGGGACCGUGACCGGGACGACGCGCACGGGUCCGCCAAGAAGGAGAAGAGCCUCCUGGAGCUGGACCUCAACAUGCCCGCGCCCUGCGACGAGGCCGAGACGCCGGCGGCGCUCACGUCCCCACGCUUCGCUUUCGCCGCCGUCGCUGAGCGGCCUCCGGCGCCUCUGCUCUUCCCGCCGGCCACGCCGUCCGCCCUGGUUGACUGCCAUUACUAGUAACACACAACGCAACACACCAAUUAGCUCCCUCCUCUGCUUCUCAUCAACAUCAUACAUAAUUAAUUACAACUGCAUACAUACAUACAUACAUACAUACAUAAUCUCCUUGCUGUCAAAUAUUUUUUCUUCUUUUCUUGGGCUAUUUUCAUUACAUUAUUUGUUCAUGUUCAUCAAGAUGAUUGGGAAUUUGGAAAAGGGAGAUGUGAAUUACCGGUACAGAAACAGAGAUAUGUUUGAGAUUUGACCCCUGUGUGAUCAAAAUUCUAUUAAUUCAUUCAUUAAUUUAGAAACUGUUCUUCUUCUUGUUGUUUUUCCCAUUUCCUUGAUGAGUGUAUAUAUCAUCUCAAUGUUUCCUCU
This is a messenger RNA of Sorghum bicolor (sorghum), 1954 nucleotides long. Its product is annotated as zinc finger protein ZAT5. The record is from RefSeq and is a predicted model, not a curated record. The transcript has a single exon. Bases 389 to 1594 code for a protein of 401 amino acids. NCBI's taxonomy places the organism in Eukaryota, Viridiplantae, Streptophyta, Magnoliopsida, Poales, Poaceae.